UUGUCAAGCUCUGAAGAAGCCAACAGGAUGAUUGGCGAAACGUCAGCCAGUUCGACUCAGCAAAAACAGUAGCCUGUGGAAGUUUCUUUGCAAAAUUAACUAGCUCAAUUUGUUUUGAAUGUCAAUUUUGAUAGUCCAAAAUUCGGCCAACCUGUAGAACAUAUAAAUGAAUUCCGAAGAAACUUAAUUUAUAUCUACAGCUAAACUUUUGUGAAGGUUUUUUUUGCUGGUAAAAUGGUAAAUAAAUGUUCCACAAAGGAAAUACUAACAUCAAAUAAUUUGGUUUUGAUAUAAUAUUACUUAGUACACCUUUGUUAAUUUAAUUUUGAAGGCAUUUGGUAUCUAAAUAUACAACUUUUAUUUAAUUUAAUAGACUGCAGGUUCAAUGGUUGACCAUCAGGGUGUAGCCUAAAUGAUAGCCCAAACACCCAGAUGUGAUCGGAAAGGUAAUUUCUGAUCCCAAAGCUCACAUAUACAAUUGUAUAUACCGAAACUUGACUGAUUUCGAAUAAUUUAAAUGAAUUCCUCAACAAUUCUUCAUAAAUCUUUGCUGGUCGUGGCGCAGAACAUACGAAGCAAAACUUUAAACAUAUAUGUGAGGUAAAUCGAAAGUUCCACAUUCUAUUUAAUUAUAGAAGCAGCAAAACUCAACAAUGAACGUGGGUGUUCACAUUUAACCUUUCAUAUGGAAUUAGCCAUAUAAAUUGUCAUUCAUUUGGGGCAGCAAAGACGCAUGCAAUUGAAUCUAACCUAAUUAAUAAUGUAGGAACGCUCAUUCUCCCGAUUGACAACGGGUGGCGUGCUCCGGUUAUUUUCUGGAAGUUUUCGUUUUACUCGUUGAUAAUAUAUUCAUGACAAUUUUAAAGUACUUUAAAAGUCACUAAAAAAACUUAUUGUGAUAAUUUUGGCAUGGCAGCUUUACAGCUUAAGUUGUGGUUUGUUUAUAGCCACAGUAAACAAUUCCCUCUUAGUUGAGAACCAUUACUCCGUUUCUUUUUCUAUGAGCAAAUACAUUCUGGAAAAAGAAUCUGAAAAAGAUACUUUGAUGUAUGGCUAAUGGAUAUUGUUGGGGCGUUGGUAUUCCUAGUAGCUGAAAAUAAUACUGUUUGGGUAGUUCUAUGGACUGAUGGUUCCAGUGGCUAGUAUUCUUUUUCGCAACGGCUCAUAAUGUGUCCUAGUUUGCGGUAUUCCUAACACAGUGUACUUCUUCUUUUUUCUGCAUAUUUCUUCUUGUUAUCAUAUUAACUGGAUUAUACCGGGCAAGGAUCAGUAUUCGUUUGAGUAUCGUCGAGUCCAUCUAAAAUGGACUACACCGACCAAUAUCAGUACCUGGUUUCUCAAGUGCAUAUUUAAAAAUUCAUUUAAAUAAUUACUGCAGAAUGAUGCGGAUCGUGGUUGAAACUAAAACUCUGUUGUUCAUCCGUGACGUUGUUAGGAGCAGUCAAUCUCGAGGUGGUCCACUAAAGACUUGUGCGCUUUAUUAGUGGCUGCCAAAUCGUGGAUAUUUUCACUCUUGAGUUGCUAACAACUUCGUUAAUAGUUGCUGGAGUCUUUAAAUUUGCGCUUUUUGCAGGACUGGCAGCAUUGAAAGGUUCGACGAGGACAACAACCUUCGACGGAUUAUAACCAGCUACAAUCAAGCUGAGGAUAAUAUAAACGUGGUCGUUAGAGUCAGGCCGUUAAGUAAAAAGGAAACCCAGAACGGCGAUUCGUUCGUUAUCCAAUUUCCAGGAAAUGGCCAAGUCAUGGUGGACGGUAUCCCAGGGGGGCCGAGUGGUGGUCAAAAAGAGAAAUUAUUCUCUUACAACGUCGUGUUUGAGCCAGCAGCCACCCAAGAGGAUGUCCUGCAGUUUUCCGGCAUGAAACGGCUCAUAGAGAUGGCCGUCGAGGGCUUCCGAUGCACUUGCUUUUGUUAUGGUCAGACGGGUAGCGGGAAGACACACACUUUAACUGGACCACCCGGUCUCUUUGGUUUGAAGACUGCCCCGUACAGCGAUAAGCACGGAUUAGUGUUUAGGUCAUUCAUGUAUUUAUUUCAACAAAUUCAGAACCAACCUGAUAAGCACUUCGUCCUUAAGGCUAGCUAUCUGGAAAUAUACAACGAAAAGGUAAUAGAUUUACUGAAUCCGGGUAGCGCGAGAAAACCUCUGGCCGUAAGAUGGAGCAAGAAAGCUAGAGGGUUCUUUGUCGAAAAUUUAUUUACGGUGGACUGCGAAGAACUGGAUGAUUUGAUCGCUGUACUGGAAGAGGGGCUUCGCAAUCGAGCGGUCGGAAAGCAUAAUAUGAACGAUUAUUCAAGUCGAAGCCACACGAUCUUGAGCGUGUACAUUACCUCCGAGCAACCGGCGGAAAAUGGUGUUUUUAUCUCGAGAACCGGAAAAGUCAAUUUUGUAGAUCUCGCCGGUAGCGAGAUGACGAAAAAGACUCAGAGCGAAGGAAAAACUUUGGAGGAGGCGAACAACAUAAACAAAAGCCUUAUGGUUUUAGGGUACUGCAUAUCGUCCUUGAGCGAUUCUAAGAAGAGAAACCAUAUUCCCUACAGAGACUCGAAACUAACGAAAUUGCUGGCCGAUUCUUUGGCCGGGAAUGGAGUAACUUUGAUGAUUGCCUGCAUAUCGCCCGCAAAAUUUAACAUCAACGAGACUAUUAACACUCUAAGAUAUGCGGCCCGGGCGAAAAAAAUAAGGACCAAACCUGUCGUUUUGAUGGAUCCUCGGGAAGCCCUGAUACUGAGCUUAAAAAGAGAAGUUGACAUGUUGCAGACAGAGAACGAGCAGUUACGAUCAGCUCUCAACGUUUAUUCGGUCUCCACACCUUUACAUUCUGCUAGAACCAUAGACGAGAGGCUGGCGGAAUCUACGCUGCACGUGAAUUUGGACGAGCUGGCCAAACUAGACGGACCUCAAUUGGCCGAAUUGGUCAGACUCUACGUAAAAGAAAACGGAGAUCUGCGCAAAGAGAACAUCGAACUGUUUUCCUCGCGGGAACUUUUGCAGAGAGACCACGAACUGGUUUGCAGAGAAAAUGAACGUUUACUCAAGAGGCUCGACGAGUUUAGCGCAUCUUCGCCUCCUGUACCUACAAGAUCCGCAUUUUCGGCGGAGGUGCUCAACAAUUCCGACUCCGAUAUCACCACAAACGUUUGGACUAAUCCGGACCAAAUCAAAUCGAUGUCGUUGGACUCUUCGAGUAAGGAAAUGCCAGAGUUCAUACAAAAAGAAAUGGACAAACGACGUAUCGGAAAUAACCCCACGAAAGAUCUGAAUUUGGGCAACAGGCGUCCAAGUUCUUGGGAAGAAAAACCCAACGCACCAAAAAUUGUCAGGACGAGAAGUUCGACAUCCGACGGAAACUCGGACAAAGGAAAAAUCCUUAGGAAUCCCUCAAUCGACAAGUUAAAAGCUCCGACGUCUGAAAAAAGACGAUUUUCGAUAGCGAAACCUAAAGAUGACGGUGACAACGUCAGCAAGUGUUCCGAAGAAGUGUUUGGUAGCGUGAUAGUGCCUAGCGAUGAAGAUGAUUUAUAACGCAAUAUCAACUAGAUAAAAUCUAGCUUUACUUUAGAAAAGCGAAGUUUCCAGUACUUUAGGAGUACCACCUCCGAAGCGAAAAAGCGGAGUUGAUGGUUUAAUGUUCGAUGACCAUCAGCUGCAUAGAGAACGGAGUAUUAGAUCCGUAAUUUAUGCAUUAGCAAUUGUAGCCAGAUCAAAUAAAAUUUUUAUAAAAAAAUGAAAUAAAUAAUUUCAAAAAUAAAUAAGGAUUAAAAGUUCAAGAUUUUCACGAAAUUAUAUAUAUUCACAUGACAAUUGUUUCUUUAUCAAAUGUGAAAUGUUUGAUAAAGACACGGUGUUGUCGAAACACGUGUCAUGUAAAAAAUGUAUAAUUUCGUGAAAAUCUGAACUUUUAGUUCUUAUUUAUUUUGAUAAGUGAAUUUCCAUCAAGUAAAAGCCACCUGAGUUCAAAUAAUUUAAAUCUUUCGUUUGCCAAAAAACUCCUCGAUAUCAAUUUCCAACCAACUCUCAACAUUGCUCCAAAUGUUAGUUCAAAAAUUAAUAAAUAAACUUUAACGGCCUGUAUCAUAAAGGCGGAGGUGCUGUAGGAGCAGGUUAAAAGAAUAUUUUUGUCUUAAAAUUGGCCAAGGAAUCAUUGAAUUCCACCGCAUUUACUGUCGAAGAGAUUAUUUUGUGGCCACUAAGUACGAAAGAUGUCUAGAGAAAAAAAUUAACUUAAAUAGUGCAAAACAAAAAAAAACAAAAAUUUCAAAAUUUUACAAUCUUUGCGUCAAGCUCGUCAGCUUCGACAACCUGUGCGUUCCAUCGAAAAUGCACCGAAAAGCAUUACGACCAGCAAUACAUUUUUUGAAAAAGCAUUUCAAAUUUGUAACAUAUUUUUAGAAAAUCACAAAAAUGAAGUAAGUACAUACAUUGAUAUUGAUUGAUUGUUGGUUCUGCUUUUAGGUAUAUUUUUUAUGGACAAUGUUGUAUAACCCUUUGUAUUACGAAAAUUAUACCAAUGAGUGGGUACCAUUAAUUGUUAAAUGCAAUUUGUUAGCGCUUAG
Molecule: messenger RNA, 4558 nt
Organism: Cylas formicarius (sweet potato weevil)
Lineage: Eukaryota; Metazoa; Arthropoda; Insecta; Coleoptera; Brentidae
Product: kinesin-like protein KIF12
Exons: 15
Coding region: 1746-3527 (593 amino acids)
Biological process (GO): microtubule-based movement
Molecular function (GO): ATP binding; microtubule motor activity; microtubule binding
Source: RefSeq, a predicted model, not a curated record